Salvia hispanica is the source of this 429-nucleotide messenger RNA. RefSeq names its product cis-prenyltransferase 7, chloroplastic-like. Gene Ontology annotation, molecular function: ditrans,polycis-polyprenyl diphosphate synthase [(2E,6E)-farnesyl diphosphate specific] activity. The record is from RefSeq and is a predicted model, not a curated record. NCBI's taxonomy places the organism in Eukaryota, Viridiplantae, Streptophyta, Magnoliopsida, Lamiales, Lamiaceae. Gene Ontology annotation, cellular component: chloroplast stroma. Gene Ontology annotation, biological process: polyprenol biosynthetic process; plastid membrane organization; response to cold.
AUGAUUGGGGACAAAUCAAGCCUGCCGGUAUCUCUACUGUCGUCGAUAUCUUGGGCUGAAGAGACUAGCAAAUGUAACAAAGGAAUGAAUUUGGUUAUGGCGGCGAACUACAGCGGCCGCGAUGACGUCAUACAGGCCACCAAAAGGCUCACCGCCAAAGUAGAAGGAGGGAUUCUACGAGCCACGGACAUCGAUGAAGCCAUGUUGGAACAAGAGCUGAUGACCAACGCCGUUGAAUUCCCAAACGCGGACCUAUUGAUUAGGACAAGCGGUGAGCUCACAAUCAGCGGCUUCCUUUUGUGGCAGUUGGCCUAUACAGAAUUCUACUUUGCAGAGAAAUUGUUUCCUGAUUUUGGUGAAGAUGAUCUUCGCCAAGCACUUGCUUCUUAUGGUUGCCGGCAGAGACGCUACGGCCAGCGGAAGAAUUAA